AGCGGCGGCAACAUUGUUUAGUGUUGGUUCUGUUUUACAAUUGCUAGUUUCCUUUGCUUGUUGCUUGGCUGCUGAACGGUGGAGUGGCGUGGACCUCAUGUAGAAAUGACAACAAUGGAAGGGGCCAGCGGGUCGAGUUUUGGAAUAGACACGAUUUUGUCCAGUGCCAGCUCGGGCAGCCCCGGCAUGAUGAAUGGAGAUUUCCGCUCGCUUGGUGAGGCCAGGACCACGGAUUUUAGGAAUCAGGCCACCCCGUCCCCCUGUUCGGAGAUCGAUACCGUAGGAACAGCUCCUUCUUCUCCUAUCUCGGUCACCAUGGAGCCCCCAGAGCCACACCUGGUGGCAGAUGGGCCCAAGCAUCACCACCUCCUCCACCACAGCCAACAGCCUGCUGCGGCUCCAACGCAAAGUUUGCAGCCUUCUCCCCAGCAGCAGCAGCAGCCUCCGCCACAGCAGCCGCCGCCGCCUGCCCAGCAGCUGGGCUCGGCCGCCUCCGCCCCCAGGACUUCCACGUCUUCUUUUUUAAUUAAGGACAUCUUGGGCGACAGCAAACCUCUGGCGGCGUGCGCACCCUACAGCACCAGUGUCUCGUCUCCCCAUCACACCCCGAAGCAGGAGAGCAACGCUGUACACGAGAGCUUCAGGCCAAAGCUGGAGCAGGAGGACAGCAAGACCAAACUGGACAAGCGGGAGGACUCCCAGGGCGACAUCAAAUGCCACGGAACAAAGGAGGAGGGAGACAGGGAGAUUACUAGUAGCCGAGAGAGUCCCCCUGUGAGAGCCAAGAAGCCUCGGAAGGCCAGGACGGCGUUCUCUGACCACCAGCUCAACCAACUAGAGCGUAGCUUUGAGCGGCAGAAGUAUCUGAGCGUGCAGGACCGCAUGGACCUGGCAGCUGCACUGAAUCUCACCGACACUCAAGUCAAGACCUGGUACCAGAAUCGCAGGACCAAGUGGAAGCGGCAGACCGCCGUGGGCCUGGAGCUGCUGGCCGAGGCAGGGAACUACUCGGCGCUGCAGAGGAUGUUCCCGUCGCCUUAUUUCUAUCACCCUAGCCUGCUGGGCAGCAUGGACAGCACCACGGCGGCGGCGGCGGCCGCUGCCAUGUACAGCAGCAUGUACCGGACUCCUCCUGCACCUCACCCCCAGCUGCAGCGGCCCCUGGUGCCCCGUGUGCUCAUCCACGGCCUGGGGCCUGGGGGACAGCCGGCCCUCAACCCCUUGUCCAACCCUAUCCCGGGCACCCCGCAUCCCCGGUGAAGGGAGCAGGAAGGCGCUGCCAUCCCCCGCCCCACCCGCCGCCCCGGCCGGGACAGCUGCCCCCUUCUUUUUUCAAGCCUCCCUAGCAACUGACCCUGGGAGGCCGAGGAGUUGAGAGAGGAAGAAGGUCUUCCGUGGGCUUGGGGGCCCCUCCCCCCAAAGAGGAUGGACAGCCCUCUGCUGCCCGGCUUUCCCCCAGUCCCCCAGACACAAUACAGACCUGGAAAGCUCCGCUACACCAGUGUGACUGGCGGAAAAAAAAAAAAAACGCUGACCCUACAUAAAGUGCGACCAGUAAGUGAAAACAUCGAUGAAAACAAAAACCUCAAUUUUUUUUUAAACGGCUUUGGGGACAAGCAGGCGGGAGGGAGGGGGAGGGCUGAGGAGGGAAGAAGGAAGGACAGGAGAGGAAGCGGAGCAGGCAGAGAGAGCUGCACACAGCCGGGACAGCCAGACCACAAAGUGCGGAGGCAUUGAGCGCGUUCGUAGAGUGGAUCGGAGAAAGCAAGAGGGUAACAGGAGAACUUUGCACUGAUUUCUCAUGACCUUUUUUCUUUUGGAAAAGUGGCAUGCUCCAUACUAAGUAAAAAAUGUACAUUUGAAAGACUGAGUGAUAAGUGAUAUAUCAUAUUUAUUAUAUGUUGUUCAAAAAGAGUCACUUAUAUACGUUAGUAAAAACAUGACUUUUUUCUUUUUCAUGUCUUUUGGAUUCAGUAAAAUAAAUGCUUAGACAAAAGAUAUAGAUUUUUUUGUGAUUGAAGAUUACAAAAAAUAAAGUUUAUCUUUUUUUAACAA
Ochotona curzoniae (black-lipped pika) is the source of this 2055-nucleotide messenger RNA. It is a transcript of the gene BARHL2, whose product is annotated as BarH like homeobox 2. Bases 106 to 1260 code for a protein of 384 amino acids. The transcript is spliced from 3 exons. The record is from RefSeq and is a predicted model, not a curated record. Gene Ontology annotation, biological process: regulation of transcription by RNA polymerase II. Gene Ontology annotation, cellular component: nucleus. Gene Ontology annotation, molecular function: RNA polymerase II transcription regulatory region sequence-specific DNA binding; DNA-binding transcription factor activity, RNA polymerase II-specific. Lineage: Eukaryota; Metazoa; Chordata; Mammalia; Lagomorpha; Ochotonidae.